Molecule: messenger RNA, 5013 nt
Organism: Anguilla rostrata (American eel)
Lineage: Eukaryota; Metazoa; Chordata; Actinopteri; Anguilliformes; Anguillidae
Gene: dipk2ab
Product: divergent protein kinase domain 2Ab
Exons: 4
Coding region: 727-2016 (429 amino acids)
Source: RefSeq, a predicted model, not a curated record
CUAACGUAAAGCGAGAGAAAGGGUCGUAAAAAUAAUUCCCGCGGUGUUGGAAAAGUCGGAGUAGGAUCCAUUGUGGCGCUUCGUCGGAGAGAGAUUGAGAGACUGGAAGAAAAGGGAUUCUCACCGUUGAAUCAGUUCGAAAAGAAAACAAGAAAAAACGACGUUAAUGUGCAGAACAAGAUAUAGCACAAUCGUACCAAUCGACAAGAACUGAGUGGAUGAAGAGUUAAGAGACAACGUCGCUAAUGUUGAUUUCGGUAGCUACAAACGGGAUCAUAACACGAACCUUUUUAGUUGAGUUUUUAACGAUUUGCUCUGUGGACUGUCAUCGGACCUAACACUGUAAGCUGUGGCGACGUUAUUUUUCCUCUUAACCUUUCCUACUACAAUGUAGCCUAACCAGCUGGCAUGUCAACUGUAUUUUGAAGAACAGUCGCAACAUUUAAAAGCGCUGUAUGGUUGAAACUAAAGGCGUUGCGUUAGGCUACUCUUUGAAACGGCGAGAGAAGAAAGUCGAACAGGUUUGAUUGCAGGCGUGUCACAUGGUCGGGGUGCUGACGGGUCGUGAACAUGGGUCGGGACGCUCUUGGGAAAACUUGAAAUCGGGACCGCCUUGACACGCUCCCGUGACGAGACGGUGAUGGGGCUCACGACGAUGGCGAAGCAGUGAGGCCCGGCCCGGUGGACCUUUACCCACAAUCCCCUCCUCCCGCGUGUUAUGUGACCAUGCUGCGCUUCAUCCCCAUCAAAUUGGGCCGCCUCUACCGGUGCCUGAAGCUGCUGCUGGUGGUGGGCCUGUUCGUCAUCCUCCUGAUGAACACGCACAACCUGUUCGCCUCCUUUCAGAAGAACGAGCUCACCGACCGCCGCUUCAUCAACCUCAACAAGUGCCCCGCCUGCUUCGGCACCAGCUGGUGCCGCAAGUUCAUGAACGGGCAGGUCUCCUUCGAGACCUGGGGGCGGCUGAGGUUCCUGGAUGUCUUCAACGUGAAGAACGUCUACUUCGCGCAGUACGGGGAGCCCAGGGAGGGCACCAGGAGGGUGGUGCUCAAGCGCCUGGGCUCCAACCAGGAGCUGGCCGACAUCGACCAGAAGAUCUGCAAGCGGGCCACGGGCAGGCCUCGCUGCGACCUCAUCCAGGCCAUGUACAAGACCGAGUUUGCCCGCCUCAACGGGGACGUGAGGCUGCUCACGCCGGACGUGGUGGAGGGCUGGUCCGACCUGGUGCACUGCCCGUCCCAGAGGCUGCUGGACCGCGUGGUGAGGAGGUACGCCGAGACUAAAGACUCAGGGAGCUUCCUUCUCAAGAACUUGAAGGACACCGAACGCAUGCAGCUGCUGAUGACCCUGGCUUUUAACCCCGAACCCCUGGUGCUUCAGAGCUUUCCGUCAGACGAGGGCUGGCCCUUUGCCAAGUACCUGGGAGCGUGCGGGCGGAUGGUGGCGGUGAACUACGUGGGCGAGGAGCUCUGGAGCUUCUACAACGCCCCCUGGGGGAAGCGCGUGGACCUGGCCAAGCAGCUGAUGGACAUCGCCGAGCAGCUCACCAACAACGACUUCGACUUCGCCCUUUACCUCCUGGACGUCAGCUUCGACAACUUCGCUGUCGGGCCUAGGGACGGGAAGGUCAUCGUUGUGGACGCAGAGAACAUUGUUGUGGCUGAUAAAAGAUUAAUAAAACAAAACAAGCCGGAGAACUACGACGUUUGGUACGAGAGCAAGUUCGAGGAGUGCGACAAGGAGGCGUGCCUCUCCUUCUCCAAGGACGUCCUCUGCUCGCGCGUCACGGUCGACCACAACUACUACGCCGUCUGCCAGAACCUGCUGUCCAGGUACGCCUCGUGGCGCGGCUCCACGGGCGGGCUCCUGCACGACCCCCCCGCCGACGUAGCCAAAGACGGCCGCCUGGAGGCCCUGCUGGACGAGUGCGCCAACCCCAAGAAGCGCUACGGCCGGUUCCAGGCGGCCAAGGAACUGCGCGACUACCUUACGCAGCUGGGGAGCGGCGCCAGGUAGUGAACGGGGGGGCCGGCGCGUCUCAACCCCCCCCCCCCCAACGUCUCAGCGCGGUAGCAGACUUUAUUUUUUUCACGUCGGAAAUCGAACUCUGGAAUCCUGGGAAAACGAGUCCCCGCCUCUUUCGUUUACAUCACGUUUCUGUGUUUCUGACAGAUCUUUUUAUUUUUUUUAUUUUUUUUGACUGUUGUAUUUGUUUUAAUUAUUUAUUUCUUUUGCAAUGUGGUUGUCUUAUUUUGUUGUGCAAUGGGAGCAGGGCGGUGAUGGACUGGUUGUGUUUGCACUCACCCCGGUGCUCCCCCCGUCCCCCCCGUCCCCACCCCUGUGUACCGGAGAGGGGAGGGCGGAUUUCAGGUCAAGGCACGCGUGCGUGCGCCCGGAACUUGGGGCCGUGCUAAUGAUGACGAGCCAGUGAGCUGGAGGGCAAGCGAGCGCCAUUAAUACAGAGGACUGAUUGUUAAUAACAUCCCUCUUACAGGAGCUCACUCGCCGGAGGUCCCCUCCGUCUGCUGGGGAAUUUAUUAGGAGUCUAUUAUGUUUGCCCUAAUUAAUUUUUAAUGGUCUCUCACAAAAUUGUAUUGAGCAUUUCUUUUUUUUGAGUCUUGGAUUGGAGCUUAUUGUAACGAUAAGCUCACAUGGCGGACUCUUGGUGCCUGCUGGGGCUUUGCUGGUUAGUCCUGUUUCAGUUUCCGCCGGGUGCCGGAGAGACUGGCCCCUCCCCCAGCGAGAAGGGAUUACGAAAUUGCCCCUGCCGUGGGCAAAAACGGGCCGGGACGGUCCCCCCCAUCCCCAUAAUCAAUAUCCCCCCUCAUCCACUGUCCCAAGCAGGACUGAGCAGACGUGGAGCCACAUGACAGGAAGCCCACAGGGACCCUGUUAGCCUCGCUGUAAAGUUUCCCCCAAUCCUUGCGCACGCCUCUCCAAAAGGGCUAGUGAUGAGAUUUCACUUUCAUAGCACACUGCUUAAGGAAUAACAUUCACACCCUUCCCUUCUCUGGCCCUCAUUUCCUCUUGUAGGUUUCCACAAUGGCCGUGUGUUAUUCUGAGUCAGGUUUGAUGGCACAGCUUUGCGUGGGCGGAGAAGUCUUGCUGAACUUCAGAUGGCGACAGGUGAUUUUAAAGGAAUGCGUCGCUCGUGGUUUUCCACUAUCAAACACAGGUUUCCAAACUGUGCAGCUAUGCUGAGUAGUAAUAGAGCCAAGCAACAUUAGGCUUAUUUUGACAUGUGCAGAAGAGUAUGUGCAGAACAGAUACCCUGCUUAAUUCCCAUAACUGCUUCCACAUGUAGGUGUUACAGUCACAUGCUGAUUGGCUAUCGUUAAUGUGUCCGCAGGGCAUCAUGUUUUUGAUUCCAGAUGGUGGCACAAGGAACUGAAAGGUGAUUAUCUGCUUUUAUCGUUGCUAAAAAAAUAACUCAUCUUUUAUCAGUCAUUUUCUGCUAAAUUGUUCUCUGGCCAUUCUAUGCAGUAGAUGUCCAUGAAGACCACCCUUUAUCUAGAUGGCAGCACGAGAAUUUCAAACCGUUUUUUUUUUUUUAAGCCUUUUUUAGGCACUGAGGUUUUCUGCUUUUUGUUGUCCUGGCUAAACUUAAUGCCAGCCGUGAGUCAUUUUUUUCUUUUAAGAAAAAACGAAAGUAGCGAGGUUGUUCUGUAGUGACACCGUUGGCCCACGCUCCACUUAGCGAGCACCUGCUCAUAUGCCUGAAGGACUGCAGUUCCACAUCGGCCGCCUCCCAUUCAGCCUGACACGAGCGGUGGAAAAACACCCGCCAGCACAACGCCGCGACCAUCCCAAAUCCUGGAAAAUGGCCGCCGGCCCUUCCGCCGCCCUGCUUUUUUUUUUUUGCGUUCGGCAAAUUUCGAGGAGGUAGGAGGUCAGGAGAUUUACGAGGUUACGUAAAUUGGAGAAAGUUACGGGAGUGCGCCCGUCCUUUUUUAGAAAACGGGCACGCGCCGAAGAAUCUGGUUUGCGAAAGAGAGUCUUUUUUUAAUUUUUUUUUUUUGUUCCUUGCUCCUCGUUCCCCGCUGAAACCUCCUGUGUCUGACCAGCGAGCCUCUGCUUAGCCCUGAUAAAUGCGACCCCGCAGUCGCUGGGUGUAUCAGGUGAGCCCUGGGGGGAUGCCGAUAUGUGGAAUUGAAAGGGGGGGAGAUUCUGUCGCUGCAGUCUUGGCAGACUCUUUAAUUGGAUUUGAUAAAUGACUCCCGUUGUGCCCGUCUCUCAUUCAAUCCUGCGGUUACAGAGAAUGACCAUUUGAAAAGGGAAUGCAACCCACACCCUACAAAAAAAAAUAAUAACAUCUCCACCGUUUGAUUUACCCGAUUUCUCCACUUAAAAUAAGGAAGUAUAAAUGACUUGAAGGCACCUGCGGUGAAAGCUGUAAUGGUGUGUUUUCUUUGACAAUUUAGUGCAUUGUGUUUGACACGUUUUACAUGGUGGACCAACGCAUUGACGAAGAUCAUAGUACGCAUAUGGAAAUGAAGUGCGAAAGCAAUCCCGUGUCUCUCUUUUUACACUACGACCAGUGCGCUAGGAUAUACUUGAUGAAGUGCACUACGUGGUCUGCAAUCAUUCCGAAGGCCAUUGGAAGUCAGUAGGAACCCCCCUCAAUCACCCCCUCAAUACACACGUGAAUGGGAUGACAAGUACAGGUUGCCUUCUAUUUUUUUAACCCAUUGCAGAUCCAGCGAAAUCAACCCAGCUGAAUAGGAGGGAAAGCAAUAAAUCAGUUUGACUAUUUAAUUCUAAAACAUCGUGCUUGUUUUACAAUUUCAGAUUAAUGCAUUCCUUUGCUCGUUAAUCCUGUUUGCCAACCUCUACGGUCCUGUAAUCUGAGUUUGGGGGGUUCGUAUGUGCAUACAUAACUGUCUGCUUUUGUACUGUAAUAUUUAAGUUGAGUUAUCAUAUCAGCAAUGUCUGAUUUUACUGUGCCUUUCAUUCAAAAGUUGUAUUUACAACUUUUAGUGGGUUUAAAUAUUAAAAUAUGAAUAUAUAUACUAA